This is a messenger RNA of Leptonychotes weddellii (Weddell seal), 2574 nucleotides long. The record is from RefSeq and is a predicted model, not a curated record. Lineage: Eukaryota; Metazoa; Chordata; Mammalia; Carnivora; Phocidae.
AUGUGGUCGGGUUCUCCUAAAGGAAAAUCACCAGGAGGGAAAGCACCGGUAAAGAAAUCACCUGCCAAUUCUACAGAUGUGUCACCUGUUCCCAUAGUGCCACCACCACCUAAGCCAGGAGCCGAAGAAUGGGUCUACGUGAAUGAACCAAUUCCUGAGGAAAUACCUUCCUUUUUAGUACCUUACUGGGAACUAAUAGAAAAUUCCUAUAUAAACUCCAUCAAAACAGUACUCAGGCAUCUGAGAGAAGAACAGCAUUCUGUGAUUUCUUACUUAUAUGAAGUUAGAACAAAUUUCCAGCAUUUUCUGCGGCGUCCAGAUCACAAACAAGAUUUUGUAUCUCAAUGGCAGGCUGAUUUCAAUGCUCUUCCUGAUGACCUGUGGGAUGAUGAGGAAACAAAGUCUGAACUACACCAAAGAGUAAAUGUAAGGAAAUCUGCGACCUGCUGCACCAGGGUCUCCACACGAGAAUAUUAUGUGUACGAAGAACCUCAGCGCAUUGUCUUUAUAGGCACAGUGCGUUGUCAGAAUGCCAAGUCCUGGAAGAAUCAGAGCCAAAUUCAAGAAACCAUGUCUAGUGCUUCAAAACAAGACCAAGCUAACUGUUUGCUGGAGUUCACAAUCAGCUUUCUGGGUCACCAAUCUGUUCCCCAGCAGCUUGAAAUUCCUCUAAUUUCUCGAAUAUCCAUAUCCCCGGAUUCAGCUAUGUCCAAACCAAAAACAAAGGCCAUACUGAAGGGCAAGAUCGAUUACUCACUGGAAACUGUUGAGGCAAACUUUGAGGCAGAUGAGAAGUUGCUAAUGGACACCUGGCAGCAGGCUUCUUUAGCAAUAUCUCACAUGGUUGCUGCUGAAAUUCAUCAGAGGCUCAUGGAAGAAGAGAAGGAAAACCUGCCAGCAGACACAAAAGAGAAAUCUCCUCAGAUGGGUACAAAUAAAAAAGUCAUAAAGGAACCACCCAAGAAGAAAAAGGCAGACAAAAAAGCAAAAGAGAUAGCCACACAGUUCCGGCUUGAACUGAUAAAGACAAAAGCAUUGGCUUUUCUUGAAGAUUUAUUAACAAAGGUGGUCGAUGUAUAUAAACUCUUGGAAAAGUGGCUUGGUGAGAGGUACUUGAAUGAAAUGGCCAGUGUGGAAAAAUUAACCGAGGUGGCUCGCUAUCACAUUGAAACAUCUACAAAAAUUCAGAAUGAACUUUAUUUAAGCCAAGAAGAUUUCUUCAUUAAUGGCGAUAUGAAAGUCUUUCCAGACCCCCCUCCCCCAGUGCGCCCCCCACCUGUAGAAAAGGAAGAAAAUGGCACCCUGACCAUUGAACAGCUUGAUAGUCUUCGAGAUCAGUUCUUAGAUACCGCACCUAAAGGCAUAAUAGGACAUAAAGCAUUUACUGACAUCCUGCUGGAUCUGGUAACCCUAAACCUUGGGACAAACAACUUACCUGGUAGUUGGAUGCACCUCACUCAACCCGAAUUGCAGGAGUUAACAUCUUUAUUAAUAGUAAACUCGGAGUUUGUGGACUGGCGGAAAUUCCUAUUAGUAAUCUCGAUGCCUUGGAUCAUACCCAUGGAGGAAGAGCUCCUCAAGACCCUGCAGAGGUUCAAGGCCGUGGAUGAAGAGCAGCUGGGCACCAUCACUUUCGAGCAGUAUAUGCAGGCUGGUCUGUGGUUUACAAAAGAUGAAGAUAUAAAAAUUCCAGACAAUCCUCUUGAACCCUUGCCAUUCAAUAGGCAAGAGCAUCUUAUAGAGUUUUUCUUUAGGCUAUUUGCUGACCAUGAGAAGGAUCCACCUCAACUUGACUACACACAGAUGCUGCUUUAUUUUGCUUGUCAUCCAGAUGCUGUGGAAGGUGUCUAUAGGGCCCUCAGUGUGGUCAUCGGGACUCAUGUCUUCCAGCCAAUCGAAACUCUCCCUGUUAUUGCAGAAAAGAUCUCCUCCUUGACUGACAUGAGUCCAGUUGAGGAAUAUCCUGAACUCGAGGGAAACUUUGUGAGUGAGGAAAGGGAACUAAGAGAAGACGGGGAGGGAAAGGAAGAAAUCCCUGAGAAUGCGAACACUGAAAAGAUUUCCAUGGAAAAACUACUCAAAGUGUUCCAAGGAGGAAAAGAAGUACAGGAUGCUAACAGAUUUGCCAGCCACGUACAGAUAGAGAACGCUUACUCAGAGAACUUCGUGAAAGUAUUUCAAGACCUAGGUGCCAAGAAUCUGGAGCCAGUUGAAGUUGCUGUUCUUCUGAAGCAUCCUUUUAUUCAAGAUCUGAUUUCAAAUUAUUCAGACUAUAAAAUCCCUGAUAUUAAAAUAAUUCUCCAAAGGAGUGAGCAUGUACAAGGAAGUGAUGGAGAGAGAUCUCCUUCGAGACUUACAGAAGAAAAGAAAUGAAGACAAGAGUGUGAUUUUUAUAAUUUGACAAUGAAUCUUGCAAACAUCAAUGUAAACAAGGUGUUGGUCAUAUAUGUUGUCAUUGUAGGUAUAGAAAUGACCCCUACCAGGUUAUGAGGAGCAAUGAAAAGGGGGCCUUCCUUAACUCAGAGAAUAUUCUAUAAUAAACCUUAAUUACAGAGCAAAAAUCCAAAGAAAGAA